UUCUUUCGUUACGAGCGGACGUACAAUUCGCAACCCUGGCGCGAUAUUCCGACUCCACCACGAUGGUUGUUGCCGAGCCGAGUCCGAAUGAUGAUGCUGACUCCGAGUCAAAAACUUGCGGGAAAAUCUUGGUGGUUUUGUCAUGGAUUCUGGUGAUUGUUACGAUGCCGUUUUCACUCUUCAUUUGUUUCAAGGUCGUGCAAGAAUACGAAAGAGCCGUAAUCUUUCGCCUAGGAAGAUUACUUUCCGGGGGGGCUAAAGGACCUGGUAUUUUCUUCAUACUACCUUGUAUUGAUUCGUACGCGCGUGUUGAUCUCCGAACUCGUACUUACGACGUACCACCACAAGAGGUUCUCACUAAAGACUCUGUAACGGUGUCUGUGGAUGCCGUCGUCUACUACCGCGUUCAUAACGCCACUAUUUCCAUUGCCAACGUCGAAAACGCUCAUCAUUCCACGAGGCUGUUGGCUCAGACGACUCUCCGAAACACGAUGGGCACACGACCACUUCACGAAAUCCUGAGCGAACGAGAAACUAUUUCAGGAAACAUGCAAAUCUCUCUCGACGAAGCGACCGAAGCUUGGGGUAUUAAGGUGGAGCGAGUUGAAAUCAAAGACGUCCGUUUGCCCGUUCAACUGCAACGUGCGAUGGCGGCUGAGGCUGAGGCAGCGCGAGAGGCUCGUGCUAAAGUAAUUGCGGCGGAGGGUGAGCAAAAGGCAUCGAGGGCACUUCGCGAGGCUUCUGAGGUUAUCGGGGAUAGUCCAGCGGCUCUACAACUACGCUACCUACAGACCCUGAAUACAAUAUCCGCUGAAAAGAAUUCGACUAUCGUCUUCCCGCUGCCCAUAGACCUUUUGACAUAUUUCCUAAAAGCAAAAGAAGAAUCUUAA
This is a messenger RNA of Vanessa atalanta (red admiral), 890 nucleotides long. Its product is annotated as band 7 protein AAEL010189. Gene Ontology annotation, cellular component: plasma membrane. Lineage: Eukaryota; Metazoa; Arthropoda; Insecta; Lepidoptera; Nymphalidae. The transcript is spliced from 7 exons. Bases 63 to 890 code for a protein of 275 amino acids. The record is from RefSeq and is a predicted model, not a curated record.